UCUUCCAAGUCAGUGCUGCACUAUUUAUUUUCAUGGAGAUUGUCUGGAUAACUCCACUGAAGAUGGCUGCAUGAGAAGCAGAUGGAUGCUGAAGGAGAUUCCCCAAAAGACAAGAGAAGAAUGAGGAAUGGGGAGACAUCACAUCCCUGGCCAAGGAAAACCAGGCCAGAAGUUAAUCAGGGCCUAUGCCAAUAUUGCCACUUCAGUAACCCUGCCUCAUGUCAGACGUAGGCCUCUCUGUUCCAGGCAACCAGAUUUCUGCAAACUGAUUAAACUUUGUUUUAAAGCCAAUUGUGAUUUUUGACCUGCUGUAAUUAUUGCCCUGCUACCUUCUCUUUAUUUAUUUUAUUUUUUUUUACUAUGGCUAGUGAAGAUCAUUUGAUUUUUGAGAGAGAUCAGUAGAAAGCUUAAGGCAGGAAGCAAUUCCAUGCCACUUAUCAAAAUGAUGCAGAUCAGAUUAUUUCCAGCUUUUACUUCAUCUGAGCUUUGGUUCCCUAUGCACUUUCAGUGAAGGAAGUGUCAGUUAUGUCAAGGAGAUAGAUGAAAGGAAAAAACCCCAACAACCACAAAAAGCAACCCAAAACCACAAAAAAAAAAUAGUCUGAACAGCAGUCUUGGUUUUAUGUAACAUGACCUCCCAAAUAAAUUUUAAUAAACAAGUUUGCCCUUCCAAGUGCACACAUGCCCCCUCACCUCCUCCACUUUCCUGCCAUAUAGCUCAAAACUAAACCCAGUGUUCUCACCUGAAGUUGGUCUCUGCUUUUUCCUUUUCUCCUUCCUGAUCCUGGUGCAAACUCCUGCUCCCAUUGGGUAUUUCUUAUCCUUCAGCACCCAAAGAAAAUUUAAAAAAAAAAAAAAAUUUAAGACAAGCAGCCAUGGCACACUCAUCAGGACGUGCUGUGAGGUUGCUGUCCACAAAAUUCAGAUUCACCCAUGUGGUGUGCAACAGGCCAAUAAUUACACACUUGAGAGAGAGAUUGAUUAUUUAUUUAAUUUGGAGUUGCACAAGCCUGGGUGCUUGGUGGUAUUUCACAAAUCAAGCACAGCUACUGGGCUUUCCAUGCCAUUACUUACACACAAAAACAUUGUGUUAGCAACCUCCUAAGUAUGAUCAGUAAUAACUACCAUAUAUUUACAUAACACCUCCUGACUCUUAUGCAUGCUCAGGGGAAGAAUCUCCACCUAGGCAGGGAUCUUUCUGACCUGGAGGUGUGAUUUUUAACAUUACAGUGAAGGUGGUUCACCUAUAUCCAGGUAUGUUCCUGAGGCAUCUGGAUCUGACACUGGAUGAUGUGGGUUUGUGGUUUAGGGGUUACAGCGAUAGUGCUGGGCUGAUGGUUCAGCUGGAUCAUCUUAAAGGUCUCUUCCAAGCCUGAUGAAUUCAGGAUUCUACAGGAUGCAUGGGCCUUAAGCCUUUUGCCUUGUUGGCAAUAUAUAUAUCAACACCUUGAUUUACUUCAUCCACAGAGCUCAUUUGCUACAGGAUGUACUUGACUAAGGGGUGCUAAUCACUUAUCUAGUUCUACUGGCAUACAAUAUCUUUUAUUUUAUUAAAACCAGGAAACUUAGGUUGGAUAUUAGAAAGAAAUUCCCUGCAGUGAGGACGGUGAGGCAGAGGAACAGGUUGCCCAAGGAACUGCCCCUGCCUGGAAAGCGCUCAAGGCCAGGCUGGAGCUCUGAGCAACCUGCUCCGGUGCAAGGUGUCCCUGGAACUACAUCAUCUUGGAGGUCUAUUCCAACCCCAUAACGUUCUAUGGUUCUCUGAUCGCUGUCGGUCCCACCGACGAGCCUCCUUUACCUCGGCAAACACAAAACACGGCAGCGCAGCCGCAGCGGGGGCGUGAGGGCGGUGUCACGGCCGCCCCGCCCUCAGCACCGCCCCGGCCGCCCCUCAUGAGGGGCCGCGCCGCCGCCGCGUGUGGGCAGCGCCCUUGGCGAGGCCAUGGCUCGGCGCGGCCGCUCCCGCAGCGCCUUCGCGUGUUUCGUGCACGAGCAGCUGCCCGCGGCCCGUUUGGCGGACGCCGUCCCCUUCUGCUCCCAGGCAUGGGAGUCCCUGACAGAGGAAGAGAAGAAAGUGUAUGCAGAGAAGGCUCAUAAAUGGAAUAGCAAGAAAUGCCCUCAGAAGACAGUAAAGAAGACUUGUACUCUGCCUAAUCCAGUUGCUGCUCCUGUGACCACGAAGAUGCCCAGUGCUGCUCCUUUGCCAGAUGCCUGUGCUGUGUCUUGGAGGAGUGAGAAGGAUACAGUUGCAGACAUCUUCUACUUCCUGGACAUUUACAGCUAUGGGAAGCUGCCACCCCAGUGCGAGCAGCGCUUCCUUCCCUGUGAGAUUGGCUGUGUCAGGUACUCCCUGCAGGAUGGCAUCGUGGCUGAUUUCCACCACUUCAUAGACCCAGAAGUACCACCACGUGGCUUUCGGUACCACUGCCAGGCUGCUGGUGAUGAAACCCACAAGAUCCCCAUCUCUGGCUUUCACCUUCCUCGUUCUUGUUACGCCGUUGUCCUGCGGGAGCUGCUGCAGUUUGCCCAGCCAGCCAGGGGUGCUCAGCCUCGCUUCUUCUGCAGGUCUAAUGACAGAUUCCGAAUUAACUGGUGCCUUGGUCGAAUGGCCAGCAUAACAGGCAUGGAGAGCCACUGGGAGCUUUUUGCUGUGGAAGACCUGAUCAUGAACCUGUACCAGCAGAAAUACCAGAAGGAGCCGUCCAUAGUCUGGAUGUAUAGGAAACUGAAUGUGUGCCUGUGGGAUUUCUCCAGUAACACCAGGUGCAAGUGGCAUGAGGAGAAUGAUAUCAUCUGCUGUGCUCUGGCAUCCUGUAAGAAAAUGGGUUACUGCAUCAGUAAAUCCUUUGCUGGUAUGUAUGGAGUGUCACUAACAGCAGCUCAUCUCCCCCUGCAAUACUCUGAUUGUGAUCCAAGCACAAACACCAGGAUGGAGAAACUGGAUGCUGGACAUACCCAGAAAAUGAAAACUGAGAGUUCUGGAUGUGACAAACCUUUGGGUUCUCCAAGACAGGAUCAAGAGUUUGUGCCUUCUAAUUGUGAUUCUCCAUGUGGUGUGAAGACCUCCCCGUGUGAAACAAGCGUUGUACAAGGAAGAGGAGUGAUACGAUUGCUGAGAAGUGCAUCUGAUCUAGCCACGUCCUUCAGUAAUUGAAAAUCUCUCUCACAUCCAGGACAGCUGUAAAUUCUGAUUUUAUUUCCCUAAGAUAACUGUAGUUUCUCCAGACUGUGGUUUUGCAUCUUUUGUGCAAAGCUUGACAGUUGAAGUUUUUGUUAGAAUGAUAAAACUAUUGAUUUAAAGAAGAUAGAAAAUCUUGUUCAUUAUGUACAGGAAGACUUACUUUGAAGGGACCUGACAGUUAAAACUGCAUGCUGUGCUAGUUGUAUUUCUUGAUGAAUGGAGUGCAAAUUCAUGAUUGAUUAAUCAAUAUAAUUGAAUUAGAAGAACUCUUUAGUGACCAGUGUGACUUAAAACAACUUGAACUUUUUGGUUUAUUUCUUUUUUAGUAGCCUUCCCAUCCCCUGCGUGUGGAAGGUAGAAUUUCAACAGUCUUGCUUCAAAAACUGAUGCAGGGGGGAAAGCACUGAAGGUGCAAAGGGCUGCCCUAGGAGAGUGAAUUAAAAGUCAGUAAUCCCAAAAGUUUGCUGUAAUAUCAGUUCUAGCCAUGAAAAAUUGGAGUGGUCCUUCAAGGCAAAAAACCCACAAAUGUUAUAUAAAAUGUCUUGAAAGAAAUACUCGGGUAAAUUCAUCUGCCUGAAAAUCUUCUUAGAAGCACGGGCUUAUUAUCUACAUCACAAACAGGUACAGCAUAGAUUUUGGGAUUUUUUAUUUGCAUCAGUUUUCUGUUUAAGAAAUGCAUGUCUCCCAAACUUAGAGACUGAAGAGAAGAGGUAGAUGUUAUGGGGUUAGUUUAUUUUUGGUUUGGGGUUUUUUUUUUGUUUUGUUUUGUUGUU
Molecule: messenger RNA, 3954 nt
Organism: Prinia subflava (tawny-flanked prinia)
Lineage: Eukaryota; Metazoa; Chordata; Aves; Passeriformes; Cisticolidae
Gene: MAEL
Product: maelstrom spermatogenic transposon silencer
Exons: 12
Coding region: 1943-3154 (403 amino acids)
Biological process (GO): male meiotic nuclear division; negative regulation of DNA-templated transcription; spermatogenesis
Cellular component (GO): P granule; nucleus
Molecular function (GO): sequence-specific DNA binding
Source: RefSeq, a predicted model, not a curated record